AUGAAAUUUCAAAUAUCUUACAUUUACAUUUUUAAAUGUGAUCAGAUAUAACAUGUUGCAUAUGCAUGCCAAAUUUGUAUCAUUUAAUUCCAUUACAUCACUAAGUAUGAAGUCAACCAUCAAAUUAAGAAUAUGGCUAGCAACCAAAAUGUGAUAUCUAGAGAUAAAUAAAGAAAUAAAUAAUUUAGCUAAGGAAACGAGUUGGUUUUAACCACAGCAUCAGCAUCAAAGUAAGCAAUACAAAAGGAAAACUUUAAUAUGCGGUAUAAGCAUUCCCAGCCGGCUUAAUAUAUGUAUGUAGUUAAUAUUAAUAUUAUUAUAGAUUGGAUGCCACUUCUUAACUUUUGUCUUGCUAGUUUGGCUUUCUUUUACUGAUUAUAAUCCUAUAUAAACCAAAUGCCCUGGUCAAAUUUCCACCCACCAUACUCCUCCUUUCUUGUCGAGUUAAACAAACAGACAGACAGGAAGAAGAAGAAGAAGAAACAUGGACAUUCUUAUUCCCUUUGCCUUCUUCCUCAUCACUCUUCCAUUCUUAUUCAUCAUGUUCAAACAAAAAUCCAAUGCCUCCGAAGUUAAGGAUCUUCCCCCUGGCAAUACGGGCUGGCCGCUCAUCGGCGAGAGCAUAGAGUUCUUAAGCACCGGGAGAAAGGGUCAGCCAGAGAAGUUCAUAUUCGAUCGAAUGACAAAGUUUUCAAGCAAGGUCUUCAAGACCUCGUUGUUUUGCGAACCAGCUGCAGUGUUUUGUGGGGCAGCGGGGAACAAAUUCUUGUUCUCCAAUGAGAACAAGCUGGUCACUGCAUGGUGGCCCAACUCUGUCAACAAAAUCUUCCCUUCCUCUAACCAAACCUCUUCGCAGGAGGAAUCGAAGAGAAUGAGAAAGCUUCUUCCGCAAUUUCUGAAGCCAGAAGCACUUCAAAGAUACAUUAGCACCAUGGAUGCUAUUGCGCAAAGGCAUUUUGCAUUCGACUGGGAUAACAAACAACAAGUGACUGUUUUCCCAUUAGCUAAAAUGUACACUUUCUCGAUAGCUUGUCGCUUGUUCCUAAGCAUGGAAGAUCGCGAGCAAUUGGAAAAGUUUGCCAAGCCAUUCGAGGUUUUGGCCUCAGCGAUUAUAGCAAUUCCUAUUGAUUUUCCAGGGACACCCUUCAACCGCGGGAUCAGAGCAUCAAAUUUGGUGAGAAAGGAGCUGGCAAAGAUUAUCAAGCAAAGGAAGAUUGAUCUAGCGGAGAACAAGGCAUCUCCAACACAAGAUAUAUUGUCUCACAUGCUAACCACGGCAGACGAGAACGGGCAGUGCAUGAAUGAAAUGGACAUAGCAAAUAGGAUUCUUGGUUUGCUUAUUGGAGGCCACGACACAGCCAGUGCUGCCAUAACAUUUGUUGUCAAAUAUCUUGCGGAGUUGCCUCAAGUCUACAACAAGGUUUUAGAGGAACAAAAGGAAAUCGCAAAAGCAAAAGCACCAGGAGAGCUGUUGAAUUGGGAGGACAUACAAAAGAUGAAAUACUCGUGGAACGUAGCAUGCGAGGUAAUGAGACUUGCUCCUCCUCUCCAAGGAGCUUUCCGAGAGGCCAUGACCGACUUCACCUAUGCUGAUUACACAAUACCUAAGGGUUGGAAGUUGUACUGGAGUGCCAAUUCCACACACAGAAACCCUGAAUGUUUCCCAGAACCAGAAAAAUUUGAGCCGUCAAGGUUUGAUGGGAACGGGCCGGCCCCUUACACGUUUGUUCCAUUUGGAGGAGGACCUAGGAUGUGUCCUGGUAAAGAAUAUGCUAGGUUGGAAAUUCUGGUUUUCAUGCACAACGUUGUGAAAAAGUUUAAAUGGGAGAAGCUCCUUCCUCAAGAGAACAUCAUUGUUGAUCCUCUUCCAAUCCCCGCUAAAGGCCUCCCUAUCUGCCUCCAUCCUCACAACCCUUAAAUAUUACACACACUAAAUUAUUACUGUACUUCUACAAUUUCUUGGAUUUUCUUUUAUUCUGCUCGUGGAUGUCAAAAUUGCUACUUAUUUACUUAGAUCCAUGAAUUAUGCUUUUACCCAUCUUUUCUUAUCUUAAUAUAUGAAA
Messenger RNA from Hevea brasiliensis (rubber tree), 2063 nucleotides. RefSeq names its product beta-amyrin 28-monooxygenase-like. Gene Ontology annotation, biological process: sterol metabolic process. The transcript is spliced from 3 exons. The record is from RefSeq and is a predicted model, not a curated record. NCBI's taxonomy places the organism in Eukaryota, Viridiplantae, Streptophyta, Magnoliopsida, Malpighiales, Euphorbiaceae. Gene Ontology annotation, molecular function: monooxygenase activity; iron ion binding; heme binding. Bases 485 to 1918 code for a protein of 477 amino acids.